Cyphellophora attinorum is the source of this 2292-nucleotide messenger RNA. RefSeq lists its product as uncharacterized. Gene Ontology annotation, biological process: DNA-templated transcription. Lineage: Eukaryota; Fungi; Ascomycota; Eurotiomycetes; Chaetothyriales; Cyphellophoraceae. The coding region runs from base 1 to 2292 and encodes 763 amino acids. The record is from RefSeq and is a predicted model, not a curated record. The transcript has 3 exons. Gene Ontology annotation, molecular function: DNA binding; zinc ion binding.
AUGGUCAUCCUGCAAAGCGCUCGAAGACCAGCGGGCACAGAAGGUCUCGAAUGCAAGCUCAGCCAGCCUGCACCGAGUGUGGCUCGCGAGCAGAAUCGUACUGGAUCUUCUGCGCAACAAAGGCAUGCAGCCACCUUCAACGACGCAGAUACCGCCGUCGUCGACAUCUCACAGCCCGAGACUGAAGACAUAGCGGAUCGACUGUCGCCCACCCAGCAGGAUCCCACGUCAAUGUCAGCCUUGUCGUUUAGGCUGCCUCAACCAAUCGCUCAGCAAGCCCUGCCCGAGCUCUCGAUGGACCAACUUGAGCUGUUUGACGACACAGGCAUGGGCACGUUCUUGUUCGAUAUCAUGAAUCCAAUCAGUGGAGAGGCAACAAGCAAUUUCAUUCAUUCGGGCCCUAUACCCGACGUGCUCGAUUUUGCAUUUGACGAUUUCCUCACAUUUCCAUCGGCACCCGUGCAAAUGACGCAGACUACGUUUCCAACUCAACUCUCUACGUUGCGCCCCAUGAGUUCGAGUGGUGCGGUAACUCCGACCGCGCGAGCGGUUGGUCUCGGACAACAAGCAUUCAAAGAUUCUGCGUGGUCAUGGACUCCCAAACAGGGUGACCACCGCCAUGCAGAGCAAUUGAAUCUAGCAGUCAGAGAUGAGACCUUGAUUGAAGCCGGUAUCAGUCCGUCAGCGUCGUUGGCUACUCCCAGAUUCUCUCAGGCUAGUCGCGAUCGACUGCUGUCAAUGAUUUCGAGAAGCUGCGAGGCAUCGAUACAGCGGCACGUCAUCUCUUCCUUCCCUUCAGCUGCUUCGCUUUCGUCAAUAUUGGACACGUUCUCGGAUGCAACCCCUUAUGAAAUUGCUCGAUGGGUUCAAAUGCCAACCCUCCAAGUCGAUGAGGAACGCGAAGAGUUCAUCGGUGCUCUGUUGGCGACCGCUGCGACGUCGUCGGACCAGCACAGCUUCGUCGACUCGGCUUUGCGAUUCAAGAAGCCACUCGGCCUGGUCAUUCAGUCGUCGGCGCUGCUCAUUCAUAUCGGACUCUGGAGUGGCAAUCGACGGAAGAUGGAAAUUGCCGAGAGUUUCACCUAUCCACUCAUCACAAUGCUACGCCGCUCGGGACACUUCAGACGAGACGUGCGCAACGAAGUUCUCCCAGAUCUCAGCACGCUCUCCCAGGAAGUCUGGCUACAAUGGCUCCAUGCCGAAUCAUUCAGACGGCUGGCCUACCAUAUGUUCCUCCAGGACACGGCGGUAUCCAUGGCUUUCGUGACGCCACCUCUCAUGUCUUGUACCGAAUUGCAUCUCCCUCUUCCAUGCUCUGAUGGCCUAUGGCAAUCAGCCUCUCUUCAAGGUUUCGAACGAGAGCUUGCUGCUGGAGCGCACCCAGCAGACCAAAGUCGCCUCACCCUGCGUGAUUGUUUGAACAACCUUGAACUACUUUCGCACCACGCAGCGAGUGUGGAUCGACAGAUGUCGCUGGACAUCGUUGUGUCAUGCUUUUGGAGCCGCGUGUGGCAGUUCCGUCAAAUGACGAGCACCCCCGAUUCGAGCGAUGAUCUCAGGCCCGGCCACGCCGCCAGUGCACUACAUCAAGAGCUCACACAGACUUACCGACAUUUGCAGAUGCAACCCGUCGACUUCGAUGAUGCAGCUUCCUGCUGGAAAAUCAAACUCGAGCUCUGCAUGAUCCACCUGCACGUCUCGCUCGAGGACAUUCAGCUCUUCGCAGGCAAGGAAGGCGAGAUCGAAGCACGGCGGAUGGUGCCGAUAUUGCGGCGUUGGUUCACCUCUUCUGCUUCACGUCAGGCACUACGCCACGCUGGCCAAGUGCUCCGAGCGGCGUCACAGCAUCGCAAGGGGCCGCUGCCUGGUCUGUCUGCCGUCGCAGUCUACCACGCUAGCCUUGCAAUGUGGGCAUUCGGCAUCUGGUCCGCGCGCGAGGUGGCGGGCGAUGGCAGAGGCGCUGUGUACGGACAACAAGAGCAGUGCUUGAUGAUCGAUGCCGACGAUUCUGAGCCCCAAUGGGAGUCUUUCCUGCUGCUGCGUAAGGGUCGACCAUGCAUCCAGAACUAUACUCGACUGUUCGCUCAACAUGACAACGGCGUCACUGCGGUUCCUGUUCCUGUUCCGCCUGUACCUCUAGAAGAGCCGUUGGAGGUCAUGAAAUCGAUCAUCAGUCUGCUCGCGGCAAAGUGCGGCGAGACCCACACGACGCCGCCUAUGGCGGAAUCCUUGGCCAAACUCAUGCUCUCGCUGGGUAAAGCAGCAACUGUUACAAGAAGGUCGUAUAUCUGA